Molecule: messenger RNA, 507 nt
Organism: Juglans microcarpa x Juglans regia
Lineage: Eukaryota; Viridiplantae; Streptophyta; Magnoliopsida; Fagales; Juglandaceae
Exons: 2
Coding region: 1-507 (168 amino acids)
Biological process (GO): regulation of transcription by RNA polymerase II
Cellular component (GO): SAGA complex
Molecular function (GO): transcription coactivator activity
Source: RefSeq, a predicted model, not a curated record
AUGGACCACUUGAGUCCUCUUGGGCCUUACGGGAAAAACCAUAGUGUUGCUUUUGAAGAAUCUUUAAUCCCCACAUUUCAAGAAAAACUGAGUACUGUAGAGAUGCUUUCUUUUGGUAGCAAACCACCCGACUCGGUAGAAGAUGGGAAAGAGGUUGAUCAGGCAUCAGGAAGCCCAAGCUUUUAUAGUAAGAGCCUUAUUAGGGCUCCUCUUGGCAUCUCCUUGAAGACCAAAGGAAUGAGAAAAGUGCUAUGGAGUGGAUCAAUGACUGCAAUUUUUACAGGGACUUAUCAGAACGAGGGUGAGCUACCUAAUACUAGUUCUUUAAGGAAGAGAUUGGAGCAGAAAUGGGAGACGGAGGGUGUGAAAAUCUCGAUGGAUUGUGCCAACUUAUUGAACAAUGGUUUUGAUGUAUAUCUCAAGAGAUUGAUAAAUCCUUGUUUGGAUCUUGCUGGUUCAAGGAAACAGAGAGGGACUUUUGGUGAUGCAAAGAUGGACACAUCCUAA